AUGGAUAACCAUGCAAGACCUCGAGCCAAAUUCACAGUUUGGUUUCUGUUAAAUGGCAAGCUUCCUACAAAGGAUAGACUCAAGAAGUUUGGAGUGAUUGACAGUAGUGGAUGUAGUUUCUGUGAUGCCGGUGAGUCCAUGGACCAUCUGUUUUUUGCUUGUUCAGGUUUUUGCUCCGUGUGGAGAGAGGUCCUUGGCCAGUUGAACAUCAGACGCAAGCUUGCUAGCUGGGAGAAUGAGAAAAAUUGGUUAAAUAGAGAAGCUAACAAGAACGGGUGGAAAGCUAAAAUCCUCAAAUUAGCAAGUAUAGAGACAAUUUAUGAAUUAUGGAGAAGUAAGAAUAAAAGAUUGUUUAAUCACAAGAAGAUGGAUUCCACUUUAGUUGAUAAAAUUAUGCAUAAUAUUGUAACUAGAAGUAACAUGUAUAGAGAUCUAGCUGAUCAUGUAACUAGAAUCAUUGGUAGGAAUUAG
This is a messenger RNA of Lathyrus sativus (Indian pea), 471 nucleotides long. The record is from the annotation of a GenBank genome assembly. NCBI's taxonomy places the organism in Eukaryota, Viridiplantae, Streptophyta, Magnoliopsida, Fabales, Fabaceae.